GCUGUUUCAUGAGUACUGAGCCUGAGCCGGGUGGGCACGGCGCGUCGACAGCGAAGUUGGCUGGAUUCUUGAUUCUGAAUCAGGCCCGUCGGACUGACUGGUUAGUUCGGUACCCUGAUCCGACCAGGCUCCCGGAUUCCACGCUUCUCUUCAUGUUGUGUUGUUGUGUAGUAUCGCAACUGUGUUUGGGCAAUAGAUGUAUUACGGUGCGGGAACUGCGCCGUACAUAACCUAACUUAUUCCUUUGUGUUCCUGGGCGGCCAACGACUAGUUUUCUCAUCGUGACAAUACUUCUGAACUGGAAAGCGCAUUUACAAUUAGCCUUCGAUUUGCAGUGCAUUCUGUCCUCCGGUAACCGGUAACGAUGGAGUGCGAAGUCUGCCUUGAAAACUUAGACGUGCAGGAAAGGAGGCCCAAGUUUCUACCGUGCGGUCACACUGUCUGUCAACGCUGCAUCCAUCGUCUUCGAGAUCGGCUCUGUCCUCAAUGUCGUAAGGCGCUGCCGAGAGAUCUCUCCACCCUCCCUGACAACUACUAUGUCCUGAGCCAACUUCAGCAAUCAGCUCAUAAGUCUUCACGACGCAGGUGGUGGUGCGUGAACUGCAGUCGGGUGGCGUCUCGGUCCUGCGAGGAGUCUCACACCAUCCAGAACCUGCGGGCGGCGUUCCGCAACCUAGUGAAGAACGUCAUGCCUACAGCAACUGUGAAGCUGACUGACGUGUGUCCGGAGGAGUGCAAUGAGGAGCAAAUUCUCAGUGCACUAAACGUGGUGGGGGAGAUGUCGGCGGCGGGGAGCUCUUGGCGUGUGACUGUGGAGUCCAAAGGGGCUGGAACUAGUUAUUCAGUCAGUUGGGAAUCAUCCAACGAUGACCAUAGUAUCCUAAAAGCCCUGCUCCUCGUUCAGUCCGUCAGGGGGCGUAUAAAAAUGAUUAACGAGGAAAAGGAAGCGGAAAAACCGGUCGUAGCACCAACCAAAAUAUUUCAAAGAGUAGACCUCAAACUAAACACUCUUUCGGCUCCAUCCCAAAGAUUGGAGAACAAGUCUCAUUGGUUGGCGAAUAUCAAAGCUCAAGGGGUGCGGCGGCUCAGCCACGUAUACUGCCACGUGGACCCCGGUUGGACGCUGGAAGUUCUCCUGGCUGCUUCGCCGACGGUGGAGAACAUGCAGCUGCUGCAGCCCCAUGCUGUCCACCUGUACGCGGCGCUCGACGCGUCGCACCUCAAGCGCCUCACGGUGGUCAACGAGGCCGAGAACGACUACCUGUACGACAAUCCUCCCUUUUUCGAUGUGUUCUCCCUGGGCUGCAACACCUUGGAGAUGCUCACCGUCAAAGGGAGCUGCGGCCUGCCACGCGACGCACUCGUCGCGAUCCUGCGCCUGCACAGCGCCUCCCUCCAGGAGCUGUACCUGGACGUGGGGACCUCGAGGAACGGGCCGGGGAACGCGGGGCCGGUGCUGCUGCAGGACUGGCCCAGGAAGUGCGCCAUCCUGCACGAGAUGCUCGAGGACUGCCAUCUGACGGCGCUGAAGAAGCUCGUGCUCCUCAGGACCGUGGACGACAUGGCCGUGGACCACAGCAAGCCACACUGCAAGAAACAGCUGGACAAGCUGAGGGCAGCACUGCCCAGAGUGGAAGUGCUGUGUGACUCGGUGCUGUGCGGUGAAGACAACUAGAACGUAGUGCGUGGUGAUAAACAAAAUAAAGAGACUGUCAUAGGAAUUCAACCACAAAUUUUCUUUCAAGCACCUCGCAAACGACGCUCUUAGGCAGGUCGGGCUCGAGGUCGGGGUUCUCGGUUGUGGCACGUGAAGCCUCAGAGCC
Frankliniella occidentalis (western flower thrips) is the source of this 1823-nucleotide messenger RNA. RefSeq lists its product as uncharacterized. Gene Ontology annotation, molecular function: ubiquitin protein ligase activity. Gene Ontology annotation, biological process: protein ubiquitination. The record is from RefSeq and is a predicted model, not a curated record. Bases 365 to 1675 code for a protein of 436 amino acids. The transcript is spliced from 6 exons. NCBI's taxonomy places the organism in Eukaryota, Metazoa, Arthropoda, Insecta, Thysanoptera, Thripidae.